This is a messenger RNA of Stylophora pistillata, 4699 nucleotides long. RefSeq lists its product as uncharacterized. Lineage: Eukaryota; Metazoa; Cnidaria; Anthozoa; Scleractinia; Pocilloporidae. Gene Ontology annotation, molecular function: protein binding. The record is from RefSeq and is a predicted model, not a curated record. Gene Ontology annotation, biological process: signal transduction.
UCAUUCAACUGUUGCCUGCACUCUCUAGACGGUCUUUUGGAUCGACGCUGCACGCUGGAAGUAUAUUAGCCCGUAGUUUUCUAAUGAAGUGUGGGUGGAUUUAUAGGAUACUGGGAUUUUCGCACGCGUGUUUAGGACUUGGCAUUUCCGUGUUUGUAACACUUUAGUAAACAGCAAUCGGUGAAAUAGAAAUUCGGAGCUGCUCAAUUUUUUUUUCACCUAGCUAUAGCUACAAUAGUUUGAGCGUGACAAUUUGUCUGUUCAUCUCAUUUUACGCAAAAAUCACGGUCUUGUGAUUAAAUUGUAAGUGUUCCUAAUUGAAUUUCGUGUAAGUGAAGGAGGAAGCAGAACCAAAUACCUUCUCGUUUCGUACGAGCGGAGAAAAAUUAAGAUGGCUGCUCAAACACCCUUAGGAGCCAACUCCAGCUUCGUUCUCGAUCAAGGCUUCGAAACGUACGGUCCGCUUGACAACGUGGACGCUUUCAUCGACUCUCAGUUUGCGUACGCUUUGGAAGGCGAAGAAGACUCUCACGGCGGAGCUCAGGUGUUUGAGAGCAAAAUGGAGGUGCAAAACUUGGAAGCUGGCUGCGUGGCUUCGUUGCAGAGCUUCACGUUUGGAACCGAAACGCAGUUGAACUUGGACAGCACAAUUUCAUUAUCUUCGCUUCAGGAACAUCUAGGAGGUCAUUCGAUGUGUCCCUACUGUCGACGAAGUUUAGAAACAGAUGACCUUGAGAACAUUUGUCGUGCAGCACGCUCAGACGGCGAUUUAAACAAGAUCGAUGAUGAAACCAAAGCAGAUGAGAUGACGAACCGACAUGCGAUUCAUGAUGGGGUUGAAGGAAGAGGAGAUGCAAUUGAACCAAGGAAGUCUGUGGUAACAGAAUUGCAGCUGGCAGAAAUAAGUGAUGAUGUGGGAACCUGCUGGCGUGAGUUAGGACCAAAGCUUGAUAUUGCAGCAUGCAAGAUUCAGAAUCUGGAUGAGGAGUACAAAUUAAAUCGAGACAAAGCCAAUGCUCUUCUCCUCAUUUGGAAACAGAAAGAAGGAAAUUGUGCACUGGCUGGAAUUCUCGCAGAUGCUUUGGAGAGAAUUGGAAGAAAAAGUAUUGCAGAAAAACUGCUUGGAGGGAGUGAAGUAAACACUUGUGUAUCAGUUGUUGAGGGCCAUUCAAUCAGUUUAACUGUUAGAUUUGAUUUUGAUGCUGAUCUGGACAAUAAGCUCAUGCUUUGUGAAGAUGCUCAAGGGAACAAAUAUAUGCUAAAAGCACUCAGCAGCAGUGACAAAUUUUGGAAUAUAGGCGAGAUUCUUAGCAAUAAACAAUUUAUGGAGACUGUUGCUGUAGCUGCACAAGAUAUGGCAAAAACGCCAGAACAAAGAAGGCAAGAGAGCUUAAAGCGUAUUUCAUCAGAAGUUCAUGAGCUGAGACAGAAAUUGAAGAAAGUCAAACUUGAUUGUGGAGAUGGUGAUCCAAUUGAUGGCAGUAGUUACUGCUCUAUAGUUGCUGUACAGCCUGCACCUCGGGAGAAGCAUCAACUGCAAGUUGAAAGGGUGGAGCAGAUGAUACAGUCGUGUGAAGAGCAGCAGCGCUUUUGUCAGGGAAUAUAUCAGGCUCUUAUUAGGUUGGUCGGUGAGGUUGGACAGCCCAGGGAGGAUAGUGCCAAGUGUAUUAGACAGCUUUGUGACUUUACCAAAGAACUACGGGAUCAGGAAAAGACACUUUUCUCUAAUAUUGAUUUAGUUCGUAACCAGCAUCUGGGUGAACACCAAGUCACUCGAAUAGAACAGUUAGAAAAAUGGAAGAGGGCACAGAAGGAACAAGUUGAAGGAGUUGAAAAACUAUUUGCAAGCGUGCUCCAACAAGGAAGUAUGGACAGAAGACAGUCUUAUGGGAAAAUGGAACGUCAGAAGAUUCAGAACCGCAGAUCAGAACCAAUUAUGUCCACCAAAACACCAACUGGAUAUGGACGAAGGAGAGCAAAGACUGACUCUUCAAAGCAUUCAGGCAAAUCACAAAGUAUGAAUGAACUUACAGAAGAAUCCAAGAAAAAUAACAUCUCCUCGCCAUUGUGUGUGCAGCGCAUGUGUUUAAUGGAUACUGACAAGAAAUCAAACAUGGAAAAGAAAGACAAUUCUUGAUUGAUCUUCUGAGGGAAGUGAGAAUUUUGGAGCCCAGAGGUUUAACCUAAAGGCGAGUUUCUCUGAACCAAAAGGAAUGUGAGAUUUGAUUGUAAAGGGUACUUGUUAGUACAUAAAAAUUGUGUUCUUUUUGUCAUGACAGUGUUAAUAAUUUUACAGAUUAGUUGUUAUGUAUCUCAGGUGUAAAGUGCUUAGUUUGUCUAGAAGAAGCUAAAACAUUUUCUGUGAAUAAUACUUUUAUUUUUUGCUCAUGUUUUAUGAUACAUGCAAAGAUGUUAAUGCAUGUAAAAAUUAUUUUUGUUGCUCAGUUAUUGUCAAAAGAGUGCUUUUUGCGUGUAAAAUGAAGGGGUACUAAUGUAAAUGUAUAUAGGUACUAAAGGGAACACACACGCAAACUUUUAUAUUGCAAUACAUUCUUAGUCAUUAUGAAAUAUCAUUUGGUUAUGGCAUGUUUGUUUGACUAAGUAAUGAAAUGAUGCAUGUGUAAAGGCAUUUAUUUCCCUGCAAGGAAAUAACUGUAUAUAGCUUUAAACAUUGUUGUGGCUGAAGGACAACAUGAAAUGAUUACUGUAGUCAUAGGCUGUAUAUGGCUGAAGAUAGCUCGGAGUAGCAACUUUUUGCAGAAAAUAUUAAAACCCAUAGUUGACAGAUUUGUUGCUGGAUCCACUAUACAAAGAAAUCCAGUUCUUUUCUAUCUCCUCCUUUUUAAAGACUUGUGAUUUUUACAUGACUGUCUACAAGUUAGAAUUGUUGCUUUUUAUGGAUCAAUCUAUUUGUCAGCUCCAUACAUUGGAAAUAUUGUCACUGGGAUGUUAUUGUGGAGCUGUAAGUAGUUUUUGUAAGAUUAAAAGAAUGGGUGACGAUAAAAUGAUCGUAAACAGUUCAUCCUAGGAUCCUGUCUUAGUGUAUUACAUAUUUUUUGAGGUGUAAUUUUUAAUUGGGAUCCAAAGAUGUUUUAUAAUUAUUAUUAUGCAGCAGUUUAAAACUUUUGUAUGCCAUAUACAAUAAGAAUAGAAUGACGGGGUGCAUGAGUGUAGCCCCUUAACUAUAGUGAAAUCAAAAUCUAUAUACUAAACAAACAAAAUUAUUAUUAUUAUUAUUAUUAUUAUUAUUAUUAUAUUUUACCAGCAUUGUUGUUUAGUUCCUAGAGAAUGGCCUUAUCUUAUCUGUAAAAUAGUUGUUGGAACUUGAACAUGCAAUAUUUUAUCCUAAACGUGUAUGGCUUUUAGGACAUAAAUUGCAUUUUGUUCAAAUAAGUUAUUUUAGGACAUGGAAACAUUUUGUUUCAUAGAUAUCAAGUAAUUUUAAGAUUAGGCAACAGUUUGUCUUGGAUUGUAGUUACUAAUUUAUGACAAAAAUUUGUUUCUGAAUCUAGAGGAAAAAAAGAAAAAAAUUCUUAUCAGAGUUUCAUUGCAGACAUACAAUGUAAACAAAUAAUUUGGUUGAAACAAAGACUACAUGUAAUUUGGAAGAUUAACUGGACAAAAUGUUUCCAAAAUCAAAACUGUGCAGUUAUUGUGAAGUUUUGUAUAAAGAGGUAUCUGGUUAUGCCUAUAUGCACCUUACAACUGCAGGUCAGUGAGGAUCACAUUCUUAUAAAGUAGAACACCCAGCGGGCUUGGUGUUACUGCAAGCCUGUAUCAUCAACAUGUACAGUUUUAUUUGGUAAUAUACAUUAUUAUCCACUCUGCAAGCAUCCACACAUUUCAAAAGCCAGAAUUUCACCUUUGUUCUACUCUGCCCAAGGAAACCCUGAAAUUAGGUUAGAAACCUUAUUUAUUUCCAGCAGCAAAUUAUAUUAUAAGCAGUUUCUUUUCUGGGACAAUGGUGAAAACAAAUUGAUACCCACACGUUCAGAUUUUGAGAUGUACAUAGGUAAAUAUGGAGGGAUCCAGAGUUACAUAGUUUUGGGGAGGAAAUGCCAUGUUCCCACCAAUCACAGAGCUCCAUUUUCUGCCUUUAAAAGCACACACAACCCACAAUUUCCCUAUUCGCUCCGACAUAGUUAGUAGAGGGGGCCAUAGUUAUUCCCCUCUACUAUGGCUCCGACGAAGGGCUAACGCUCGAAACGUCAGCUUUUAUAAUCGUAACGGUGGCCAAUUUACCAUUUCAACUUUGUUGAUAUAUUCAAAUUACUUCGACGCAGCCCUAAACAGUUUCUUUAGAAACUAUCAGCUUUAAUUAAUAUAAUAACCUGGAAUAUUAAAGUGGAAAUUGUUCUUGAGAUACCAGUGUAAUUUUGGUGUGGUUUCAUAUGCCCAAGCUGGUCCAUCAUUAAUAAUAGUUUAAGCCUGUGAAGCUGGCUGUAUUAUGGAAGUUAAUAUUAAUAAUAAAAGUACUAUUAUUUUCAUUGAGUUCCUGAAACCUGUCAGCUAUACAUGCUAAACAAUUCUGUGACUAGUUAUAACGCGUGUUUUAAAAUUUUCCUUUCUAAAGAUUGAAGGGUAGUUUGACCAGUAGUACUGUAGUGUAGCUCUUUUUUCUAGUAUUUCAAUGAAUGUUUUUAGUUCUCUUCUGAUGUAUUAUCAAAUCAAUUGAAAUAAAUUGGAAUUUCUUAUUACA